AUUUUAAGUCAUUGCCUGUCAUCUGGCUGGAAUGCGCUCCUCACACACUGCAGCUCUCAACUCAACCACACGUGCUGUUAUCUUCUUUCUUCACAGUCCUGCUCACAGCGAAUAUAACUGCUUUAAUCGACAGCGUUGGUGCUUAAACACCUCAGAAUGUCUGGCACUUAUUACACAACACCAUCUCCUCCGAACUCCAGUGAUUUAGGGUUGGAGGCAAACAUCACAUUAUGUCAGGACUGGGAAAAUGCCCAUCACCUGCUGUUCCACCUGGCCAACCUGAGUCUGGGUCUGGGCUUCCUCAUCCCAACUACAAUAGGCCUUCAUAUGAUCUUCCUCAGACUGCUGCUGAUGACAGGCUGCUCUCUGUUCAUAGCAUGGGCCACAUUAUACAGAUGUACACUGGAUGUAAUGGUGUGGAAUGUGGUUUUCCUUCUGGUGAACUUCAUGCAUUUUUUCUUCUUGGUUUAUAAACGCAGACCGAUUAAGAUUGACAGGGAGCUUAAAUCAGUAUACAAGCGCAUGUUCGAGCCCCUGCAUGUACGCGAGGCUCUGUUUCAGAAGCUGACCGGCCAGUUCUGCACAAUCCAAACCUUAAAAAAGGGCCAGGUGUAUGCAGCAGAAGAUAAGACCUCUGUGGAUGAGCGACUUAGCGUUCUUCUCAAAGGAAAGAUGAGGGUAUCUUACCGAGGUCAUUUCUUGCAUAAUAUUUACACCAACUCCUUCAUCGACUCUCCAGAGUUCAGGUCAACUCAGAUAAACAGAGGAGAAAGGUUCCAGGUGACGAUAACUGCUGAAGAGAACUGUAAGCUUCUGUGCUGGUCCAGAGAGCGUCUGACGUACUUCCUGGAAUCAGAUUCUUUUCUGAACGAGGUGUUCAAGUAUCUCAUUGGUAAAGACAUCACCAACAAGCUUUACUCCCUCAAUGAUCCAACACUGAGUGACAAGGCUGUGAAGAAGAUGGACCGUCAGCCGAGCCUGUGCUCUCAGCUCUCUAUGAUGCAGAUGAGGAACAGUAUGGCCAGCACCAGUGACACUGAUGAUGUGCUCAAUCAGAUCCUGAGAGGCGGGUCGGCCGGGUCAUUGCACCCUGUGACCUCAGAUCGGGCCUGAUGGGGUAGAAAACUCUGCCAAAAGCAUCCACGUCUAUGAAGCCGAUUGAAGAAGGAAUGGAAGAUGAUGUGUUUGAACCUGAAUCCCCCACCACCUCCCAGAACAUUUCCAAAACCCCCAGAGAAGAUAUAUAAAGGAUAUAUUUCAUCACAAGCUUUUCUGCAAGACUCUUGGGUUUUACUGAAUGUUCUGGAAUACAGUGAAGAAUGUCAUAUUAAUUACAAAAGGAAAAUUAUUUUGGUAACAUUUACAGAAAGGUUCCAUUUGUUAACAUUAAUUAAUGCAUUAGGUAUCAUGAACUAACAAAACAUUAUUUUACAUAAUAUUAUUUACUGCAUUUAUUCAUCUUUAAUUUUAGUUAAUAAAAAUACAAUUGUUCAUUGUUAGUUUAUAGUGCAUUAUCUAAGGUUAACAUACAGUAUACACUGGUGGCCAAAAGUUUGGAAUAAACUACAGAUUUUGCUGUUUUGGAAGGCAAUUGGUACUUUAAUUCACCAAAGUGGCAUUCAACUGGUCAAAGUCAGAACAUUACUGAUGUAAAAAAAACACCAUCACUAUUUGAAAAAAGUCAUUUUUUAUAAAAUCAAGACAGCAGCAUCACUCCAACACCUUAUCCUUGAGUAAUCAUGCUAAAUUGAUAAUUUGGUACUAGAAAAUCACUUGCCAUUAUAUCAAACACAGUUUAAAUCUAUUUGGUUCAUUAAAUGAAGCUUAACAUUGUCUUUGUGUUUGUUUUUGAGUUGACACAGUAUGCAAUAGACUGGCGUGUCUUAAGCUCAAUAUUAGGUAAAAAAUGUAAAAAAGAAACGGCUUUCUCUAGAAACUCAUCAGUCAAUCAUUGUUUUGAGGAAUUAAGGCUAUACAAUGCU
This is a messenger RNA of Xyrauchen texanus (razorback sucker), 1982 nucleotides long. It is a transcript of the gene popdc1, whose product is annotated as blood vessel epicardial substance. NCBI's taxonomy places the organism in Eukaryota, Metazoa, Chordata, Actinopteri, Cypriniformes, Catostomidae. The coding region runs from base 157 to 1113 and encodes 318 amino acids. Gene Ontology annotation, cellular component: sarcolemma. The transcript has 9 exons. The record is from RefSeq and is a predicted model, not a curated record. Gene Ontology annotation, molecular function: cAMP binding.